Dipodomys ordii (Ord's kangaroo rat) is the source of this 714-nucleotide messenger RNA. Its product is annotated as speedy protein E4-like. Bases 1 to 714 code for a protein of 237 amino acids. Gene Ontology annotation, biological process: positive regulation of cyclin-dependent protein serine/threonine kinase activity. NCBI's taxonomy places the organism in Eukaryota, Metazoa, Chordata, Mammalia, Rodentia, Heteromyidae. The transcript is spliced from 6 exons. The record is from RefSeq and is a predicted model, not a curated record. Gene Ontology annotation, molecular function: protein kinase binding.
AUGGCCGCUUCCCAACCAUCUUCUACAAGUGAGGCUCAGAGUCCCCAGCCCUCAGGCUACUCUUCUGAUAUAGUGGUGGAAGAAGAUGUUCCAGGGCCAUCAGCCCCAUGGAUGAACCCCAGGCCCUCGCUUCAGCGCUCCAGUGUGAAGAGAAAGAGGGACUGGUCAUCAGAUUCUGAAUCUGAGGAAGAGCCAGAUGAAGAGAUGGUACAGGAGAAGGAAAUGGCUACCAAGCCCGAGUGGUCUGUGGAGAAACUGUGUGGGCUGAAGAUGAGAUUCAAGAGGCGGCGCCGCUCACUCGUGCUCCCUGUGCAUCACGAGGUGUUCGCCAGGCUGCUCGAGGAUCCCGUGGUGAAAAGAUUCCUGGCCUGGGACAAGAAACUGAGGGUGUCUGACAAGUACCUCCUGGCUAUGGUCAUAGCUUAUUUCAGCCGUUGUGGCCUCUUCGCCUGGCAGCUUCGGCGAAUCCAUUUCUUCUUGGCUCUCUAUCUGGCCAAUGACAUGGAGGAGGACAACCAGGCUCCCAAACAAGACAUUUUCUACUUCCUCUAUGGAAAGAGCUAUGCAGAGCGCCCCAUGUUCCACAAAUUGCGCUACCAGUGGAUUCGGACCAUGGGCUGGAAUGUUCGGGUUUCCCGAGAGGAGUGUGAGGAGAUUCAAAGUUACGAUCCAGAUCUCUGGGUGUGGGGGCGAGACCGCAACCACUUGUCCUAG